This is a messenger RNA of Caenorhabditis remanei, 654 nucleotides long. RefSeq lists its product as uncharacterized. The transcript is spliced from 4 exons. The record is from RefSeq and is a predicted model, not a curated record. Gene Ontology annotation, cellular component: extracellular region. NCBI's taxonomy places the organism in Eukaryota, Metazoa, Nematoda, Chromadorea, Rhabditida, Rhabditidae. The coding region runs from base 1 to 654 and encodes 217 amino acids. Gene Ontology annotation, molecular function: peptidase inhibitor activity.
AUGCAUCGCCUUACUAUUCUCCUUCUGCUCUUUUGCUCUCUGAUAACAAUUAAUUGUUAUCAACAACAACGUCUCAAUCAGUACCGUAUUCCUCAUUUGAAUCUUCCAUUCACUGAUGAGCCUAGAUAUUAUGCACCGGAAAGAGUAACUGCCGUUCAGAAACAAAAAACUAUUCCGCUUUGCGAGUAUUGGAGAAUCCUAGGAGUCUAUCGGGAGGAGUGUCAAGAAGAUGAAAUUCUGAUGGACGACUAUGAAACCAAUAAACAAAAGGAGUCAUUUGAGAUAGGUCUCCCAGUUUGUCGUCUGAAGUUCCUAACCGCGUCUUGUGUCAAAUCAGCUAAAUGUGCAUCUGGAACGGUAUGUCUCGAUUUCUCAACUCAACGCUGCUGUCAUCCGAUGCCUGGAACAUGUCCAACUCCCACUCAACUCGGCUAUAAAUGCAUGGUCUACACUCCUAUCAGCUGGUGUACCACAGAUCAAGACUGUAAGGGAAAGAAGUGCUGUCCAACGGGAUGUGACUAUAAUAGUCUUGUGGGUAAGCAUACAGAAGAUCCAAUGCCACAUAUCCGAAGUCAAACAUUGGGCGGAAACGAUGGGCUGCUGGAAGUGGAUUACCGUUGUGAUACCACUCAACAGUCAUCUUCACAUCGUUAG